Messenger RNA from Anopheles gambiae (African malaria mosquito), 1500 nucleotides. RefSeq lists its product as uncharacterized. The coding region runs from base 75 to 1424 and encodes 449 amino acids. The transcript is spliced from 3 exons. NCBI's taxonomy places the organism in Eukaryota, Metazoa, Arthropoda, Insecta, Diptera, Culicidae. The record is from RefSeq and is a predicted model, not a curated record.
CUGCUCGCGCACGGCUCAAGCGUUUGUACUUGUGUACUGGAACGCGUGCAGUAGGUGUCGAGUUCUUCCCCAAGAUGAAUGUUUUCCCUAGAAGAGUUCUUGUUGUGCUAGUGCUAGUGUGUACCGGCGGGUGUCUCACCGCUCCCUUGCCCGACCCGCUCGACUAUCUGCCAACGCUGGAGUACCUUCGGAAUGUACUUCGUGUUAGUGCACACUCGCUGUCAGAAGUGACACUGGAAACGCAGCUACCACUUACCUACAAUGUCUCCGAAGCGCUACACAGUGUCCGUGGCUCUCUUAACGUUGCCCAAAAUGCAACGAAGACGAUCACGGAACUGUUCCAAGCUAAUGAUACCUUUCAAAUGCAACAGCUAGCCGAGGCGCUCGACGAGAUCCAGCAGAGUUUGUGUGACUCUGAGUUCCGCUUUCCUGAAUACUUUGGGAAAGAGAGCGCUACGCCCGAUAUGAAGCAGCUGAAGCACACCAUGAGCGAGCACUUGAAGAAGGUGCAGUUCGAAAAAGACACUCUGGAGUUUGAUGAUCUUCGGGCAAUUAAUAACUUUCUGUCAGGCGCCACCAGCCAGGCAAUGGUCGCGACAGUGGCAGUGCACAUAGUUUCGAGCGUCGAAAAGCUAGAAUACUAUCUGAGAGCCAUUUUCUUUCCACCGGACAUGGAGGCGACGGCACUGAAAGAGCUUCAGGCUAUUGGCCAGCUCAUAAGAUCCUACAAUCAACUGUACGGUGCUGCCUUGCGAACGGCAUCAACGCGGUUUCAAGACGAAGCAUCACAGGGACGUCAGCUGUUUCGAACCAUGGUUGGCACCGGAGCACCAGAGCAUCUUCCUGAGAGUGUAAAAAAUGCACCCGAAGAGUUCUACGACCAGGUAGACAACUUUAUCCGCACCACACUCGACGAUCUACAGUCGACGACGCGCAAAGGAAACGAUCGCUUCGGAGAAGUCGUACAAAACAUCCUGUACACGUCGUACGGGCUGCACUCGUCGGGCAUGGAAAUGUUGCGCCCCUACGUGCGGCACUACGAAUGUGUGUUGAAUCUGGUCCCCCGUACGCAAACAGUUGCUGGAGCUAGUUUAGGUUCGGUGGCGCUCUGCUCGAACGAAGCUACUGCGCCGCUGUACGACUCGACCAUGGUUUAUCGUCAGAAAAUUGGACAUCUUCAGCGUGAAAUCUUUGAGGGACUGCAAACAGCGAUCGCUUGUACUGAUGGCGAUUGCUCUUUGGUCUAUAGCGAGACGGUGGAUCUCAUAAAAGCAAGCACAGAUGCGGUGAAAGCUUUCACGGUUGAUUUAGCGUCGUACCGAGAGCAGCUGCUCAGCUGCAUUUCUUCUAAAUACGAGGUUGAGAUGGUACAAGUGUUGGAUAUGUCUGCCAACUUUGACAAGUGUGUUAAAAUGUCUUAUUAAUACAUCUAAGUGUUAUAACCUAACGCUAAUGUACUACAAAAAAAAAUAAAUUAAUACAACUGAAUGACUCUAACGA